Messenger RNA from Penicillium soppii, 438 nucleotides. RefSeq lists its product as uncharacterized. The coding region runs from base 1 to 438 and encodes 145 amino acids. The record is from RefSeq and is a predicted model, not a curated record. Gene Ontology annotation, cellular component: extracellular region. The transcript has 2 exons. NCBI's taxonomy places the organism in Eukaryota, Fungi, Ascomycota, Eurotiomycetes, Eurotiales, Aspergillaceae.
AUGGGUCCUUCAUCUGUCUUUGACUUCAUUCUUCUGACUCUGUCCUUGACCGCGUCCACAAGUGCUGCUCUUGGAAUCAACUGCAGAGGUUCCGCCAAUUGCAACACGUUUGGCAACAACCAGAUAGCUGCUCAACUUACCCAUGCUAUCUCCGGCAUCGACGGCAACCGAUGGUACAAUAACGGUGAUCACAUCGCCUGCGUUGGCUCUGGCGCUCCAAUCACUGGUAACGGUGGGUUCUGUGCAUUCUUGCAGGGCACCGGCGGUACAAACGGUGCCAAGAUCAAGGAAUUGGCCCACUACAUCCCAGAACAUGGAUGCGGUGCCUGCGGAAGCGUUCCGUACUUUUACCCUGGAGAUAACAAUGUCGCGCAUGGUGAACUUACGUUCAACUACGUUUCAAACUCCUGCACCAAGGACGAUGCUAAAUUGUGUUAA